Talaromyces atroroseus is the source of this 4263-nucleotide messenger RNA. Its product is annotated as Transcription elongation factor spt6. Bases 1 to 4263 code for a protein of 1420 amino acids. Gene Ontology annotation, cellular component: transcription elongation factor complex. The record is from RefSeq and is a predicted model, not a curated record. The transcript has 5 exons. Gene Ontology annotation, biological process: transcription elongation-coupled chromatin remodeling; nucleosome organization; positive regulation of transcription elongation by RNA polymerase II. Lineage: Eukaryota; Fungi; Ascomycota; Eurotiomycetes; Eurotiales; Trichocomaceae. Gene Ontology annotation, molecular function: DNA binding; histone binding; nucleosome binding.
AUGAGCACCAGAGAUCUGAUUGAGGGCGAGGCGCUUCUGGACGAGGAGGAGAAUGAUGAGGAUUUCGACGAGGAGGCUGGCGAGCCCAUUCGAGGGCCCAGCACCGGUCAACCACCUUCAUACGCUGACUCGAGCGAAGAGGACGACGAGGAAGAAGAGGACGAAGAAGCGGCUCGAGCGGUUCGGGAGGGAUUUAUCGUCGACGAAGACGAAGAGACCGAGGAACGUGCUGAGCGCCGGCGAGAACGGAGGAAGCGCAGGCGGGAGGAACGUGAACGUGAUGAUGUGCAUCUCGACCAGGAAGAUCUAGACCUCAUUGGCGAACAGAACCCCGAAUUUCAACCCCCGACAGCAGAAUCAAAAUUUAAACGCCUGAAAAGAGGCCACAAGGCCGAUCGCCCCGCCGAUGUCUUUAAUUGGGACGAAGAAGAAGAGGCUGAUUAUGGAAGGCCCAGUCACCGUCGUCGCGAUGAACUGGAAAUGGACGAUUUCAUCGAAGAAGACGAAUUCUCGGACGAAGAGCGCCAGCGUCUGGAAGACGAUGAAGAAAUUGCUCAUCCUGUUCGGAAGGGAAUCUCGGGUCUCGCCAUCACAGAAGCUACUGGCCUCGAUGAAAACGCUCUUGAGGAUAUGCGUGCGGCCUUUGGCGACGGUACAGACUAUCUCUUUGCUCUAGAAAUGGAGGAAGACGAAGAAGAGCGGGUAGAAGAGGAGGAGAAGCACCUCGAUUUGAAGGACGUCUUCGAGCCUACUCUACUUGCCGAGAAGAUGUUGACUGAUGAGGACAACGAAAUUCGCUUCACCGACGAACCAGAGCGCCACCAAAUCGCGCGCAAGCCAUACAAAGGCGUCGUCCUUACCGACGAUGAGUUCCGCGAAGAAGCCAUUUGGAUAUCGAACUUGAUGCUCUUGAGGAAGCAGCAUGUGAUUGAAGACAAUCUACAAGACCCCUUUCAACGUGCGGUUGCUAAAGUGCUCGAGUUUAUGGUGACUGAUGAUUUCGAAGUCCCUUUUAUUUUUCAGCACCGCAAAGACUAUCUUAUUCACGCCGCCAAGGUUCCAGCAUCCCCAGAUCCUGGCAAUCCCGAUGCCCCGGAAUUUGUAGUCCGCGCUCAAAAAUUAUUGAAUAUGAACGAUCUGUGGGAUAUCUUCGAGCAUGACUUGAAAUUCCGAGCCUAUAUUGACAAAAGACAUACCCUGCAAAAGACAUAUAAGAAACUGCAGGACUUGAAUGUCCAGGACGAGAUAGUGGAUGAAAUGCUUUCUUCUGCAACUACCAUGGAGGAAUUGCAAGAUGUCCAGGAAUAUUUGCACUUCCAAUAUGGACCGCAGAUUAAAGACAUUUCUUUGGCCAAUGAGGAAGCAAACGGUUCAGGUGAAGCGGAUGGCGAGACCAAUGGCCAGACGACGAAUCGACGAAAAGCCGGUGCUAAUACCUUCUUUGAAAGAAUUCGCAAGAGUAAUGUCUAUAGUCUCGUGCGUUCUUUCGGCAUUACUGCAGACGCAUUCGCGCAAGCUGCUUCUCAAAACCGACGCGGGCAAUACACCGAGGACCCUGAAAAGCCUCCAGAAGAACUUGCAGAUACCGCACUAGACGCAGACUAUACCAAUGCAACAAGCGCUCUUAGGGCUGCAAAGGCUAUGUUCGUGGAAGAAUUAGUUACGAAUCCAAGGAUGCGCAAGGUCAUCCGUGAGCAGUCUUACAGGAAUGGCGUUGUGGAUUGCCAUCGAACGGAAAAGGGUCUUCGGCGGAUAGACGAACAGCACCCUUACUACGAGUUUAAGUAUCUGCGCAAUCAACAACUUACUGAUAUUGCGCGACGUCCAGAGCUCUUCCUAAGUAUGCUCAAGGCUGAGGAAGAAGGCUUGAUAAAUGUGACGGUCACUUUUCAGAACUUUGAGCGCUAUCGCCAAAGCUUAUACAGCCAUAUCGAGUCCGAUAGCCAGAGUGACGUCGCCGACGCAUGGAAUCGUGAAAGACGCGAAGUUCUUGAUACCGCACUUGCCAGACUUGUGAAAUUGAUGACCCGCAGCGUCAAGGAAAACAUUAGACAGAAUUGUGAAAAUCAUGUCACUAAGGAGGUCCGAGAAGUCUUUUCCAACAAACUAGACCAGGCUCCUUACAAGCCCAAAGGAAUGGUUCUUGGGACCGUUCCUCGAGUACUUGCUUUAUCUAACGGCGAUGCCCCCGUGAAUGGUGAUCAUUUCAUUCAUUGGGUUUGGGUUGAGGAAGAGGGACGACCACAGGAGAAUGGAAAAUUUGCGAAAUUGCAGAUUGGUGACCCAGAACGUGGCGUUCCAGACGGUGAAGAUGUUGCAGCAUUUGUUGGGUUAGUUCGUCGUCGAGUUCCCGACGUCAUCGCUGUCUCCGGUCGGUCUCCUGAGACCCGCAAGCUUUACAAGCUGCUUUGUGACAUUGUUGAUCGCAAAGAUCUCCGUGCUGCGCCAUAUACAGUCGGCGAAGGUAAAGAAGCGAAGGAAGUGUCUGAUCGAUUGGAGGUUAUUAUGGUGAAUGGCGAAACAGCUCAGCUAUAUGCCAACAGCGAACGUGCCAACGUUGAUUUCCCCAUCAAGUCUAGUUGGCUCACAUCGUAUUGCUGUGGUAUCGCUAGAUAUCUCCAAAACCCGUUGAAGGAAUAUGCAGCACUCGGCAAAGACUUGGUCUCUAUUCAAUUCACUCCCGGCCAGCGAUAUCUGUCGGAGGAUGUUGUCUCGAAACAAUUGGAGAGCGCACUAGUCGAUAUGGUCAACCUGUGUGGCGUUGAUAUCAAUGAAGCAGUGAGUGAUACGUCAACGCAAAAUCUUCUUCAGUAUGUCUGUGGUUUGGGGCCCCGAAAGGCUUCGCAUUUAGUUAAGAUUGUCAACAUGAACGGUGGCGUCGUCAACAAUCGCGUGGAGCUACUCGGUGUCGAGGCGCAAUAUCCCGCCAUGGGCGUCAAAGUGUGGAAUAAUUGCGCUAGCUUUCUAUAUCUGGAUUGGGAGAACGUUGAGACGGAUGCGGAUCCUUUAGAUAACACCCGAGUCCAUCCUGAAGACUAUGAUAUUGCUCGGAAGAUGGCCGCAGAUGCAUUGGAGCUCGACGAGGAAGACAUCAAAGCGGAAACAGACGAGUCAGGCGCCGGCGCUAUCGUUCGAAAGCUCCUCAAAGAUGAUCUUCAAGAUCGUGUUAAUGACCUGAUUUUAGAGGAAUAUGCCGAACAGUUGGAGAAGAAUCUAAACCAGCGUAAACGAGCCACCCUGGAGACAAUCAGAGCCGAACUGCAACAGCCAUAUGAAGAACUGCGGAAACAAUUCGUCUUCCCGAGCACGGACGAGAUCUUCACCAUGCUGACGGGUGAGACCAAUGAUACUUUAGCAGAUGGUAUGGUAGUGCCGAUGUCCAUCAAACGAAUUGCCCCAGAUCAUAUUGAAGGAAGACUUGAUUGCGGCGUGGAAGUAUUGGUCUCUGAAUCAGACAUCACGGACCGACAUGACAUUCCACCCAGAGCACUUUUCCAAGUUCACCAGUCUGUCCAAGGCAAAAUCUUGUACUUGAACAAGAAGACAUUCGCGUGCAACAUGACCCUUCGUGAAGAUAAAGUUAGUAAAGGAUACCAGCGGCCAAUUGAGAAACACCGCGGCGAAUGGGAUGAGCGACAGGAGCAAGAAGAUCGAGAUCUUCUACAAGAGAAAGCGAAAACUGAAAGCCGCUUCGUUCGGGUCAUUAAACACCCGCUAUACCGUGCAUACAAUUCGAAGCAAGCAGAAGAGUACUUGGGCGGACAAAAUCGAGGCGACUGUGUUAUCAGGCCAUCCUCCAAGGGACCUGAUCAUCUUACAGUUACUUGGAAAGUUGCGGAUGGUGUUUACCAACAUAUCGACGUUUUGGAAUUGGAUAAGGAGAAUGAAUAUUCGGUCGGUCGAACUUUGAAGAUUGGUGGUAAAUACACAUACAGUGAUUUGGACGAGUUAAUUGUCAGCCAUGUGCAGACGAUGGCUAGAAAGGUAGACGAAAUUAUGGCGCAUGAGAAGUACCAAACUGGUACCAAAGCCGAUACAGAAAAGUGGCUUACAACAUACACAAUGGCCAACCCCAAACGCUCCGUCUACGCUUUUUGUAUCAAUCCAAAAUACCCAGGCUAUUUCUUCCUAUGCUUCAAAGCCGGGCAGAAUGCAUCUCUGCAAAGCUGGAACGUCAAAAUUAUUCCUCAAGGUUACGAGCUUCAGCGGAACCCCUACCCUGAUAUGCUUGGCCGUGUUGGUCAGGGUGUGCCGCGGAGGUAA